UCUUCGGACUGUCCCCGCCGGCUCCUGUCACUCCAUUUGCGACCCGAGCUGAAGGCUCCUGCGGUGUGGGGACACGGCUUCCCCGGUGCAGGCACUGUCCCUCCCUUUGGGACAGCCCCAUUGGGACAGACCUGGGGGGGGUCCCCUGUGGUCUCCCAAGCCCAAGGAAUGCAGAGAGUGACUUGUCCAUCCCGUUUCCAAGGCAACGAGGAGGACUAGGUCCGGGUCCCCCAUCUCUCCUCCCCUCCGGGACAGCAUGGGGAAGGUCUCGGGGAGUGCCACAAGUCCUCUGAUUCUCGGGGUCCCCUCCGACACCUCCCUCUACUGAAUAAGUCAGACUCCAGACUCAGUCCGACUCUGAAGUGCCCGGGCUCAUUUUAGAGUCUCCGAGCCCUCGAGAACCGCUCCCCGCUUGUGACACUUGCCUCCUUACACACUGGCUGCCCCCUUGCCUCCCCUGUCCCCCUGGCUCCUUGUUACUUCCGAGUCUUGGGAAGGUCCCCGGCCCUGUUUUAAGUCCUGUGUACCCGGUUCCCCUCUGGAGGUCAAAUCGUCUGUGGGGUACCUCAUUCCCCAGUGAUCCUGCCACCGCACCCCACCUCUAACCUCUACAUCCUGGUGAAUCAUCCUGUGGGGUUUCGCUGUUCCCUGGUGUAGCCCACAGGACCCUCCACCCCCUUUUUUCCUGUGUUGCUCCCCAGGCUGGUCCUCAUAGGAUCCCUUGACUGAGUCCAAGGGAGGACUGUUUAGGCCUGUCCCCCCCCCCAUUUCUGCUUUGAGGUACAGGGCUCUGUCCCUGUUAAACCUCCCUGAGGCGUGGCUCAGCAUCCAUCCAGUGCUCCCAGCACACUCGUCCCUCCUGAGUUACUGUUGGACCUCAGUGUCCCUUAGACAUCUUCCCACCCAUAAGGUCAAAACUUGCACCCCUUCUUUCCUGGUUCUCUUGUUACAUGGCUCUUCUCUCCCCACUUGGACCUUUGGGGUGAUUCUAGAGGCUCAGAUUAAAAAGUGUACUCCUCUUUUCCCCCAUCCAUGGACCCAAGAUGUGUACCAUAUACGUAGUCAGAGUUUUGAGACACUCGGGAUGGGAACAUGUGACCUGUACGGGUCCCAGGCACAGUCUUACUGCUUGCAGUCCCUGUCGCAUCCUGAAGCGUUGAGGGGAGCCCAAGCCUCUGUGUCCACCUCCUCCCUCAAUGGCUUGACCUCCCCUUCUGCUUGACCCUCUGGACCCCCUGUCAUACCUCAGUUGAACUUGACCCUUUGAAUCUCUGUAAUGGUGAACUAAUGCAGGUCCGGAGGGACCCCUGUGUCACAACCCCACACUGCCCUGAGUGUGAUGGAGACACUCCAUUCUUCCAGUAGCUUUCCUAUAAUGUGUCACAGUGGGCUGGAGAUUCUGUCUUUUGGGUUCCACUGGGGCUUAUGGGAGGCGAUCAUGGCAUUUGUGAAUGAAUGGACCAUUCAGAAGUCCCUUCAGUAGGUUUGAACGCCACCUUCAUCCUUUGGCCCCAUGUCAAGGGUCUCAGCUUUCUGAAGAGCCUGGGCUCGUGACACAGCUGAGUGCAUCCACUUCUGUCUGCCUGGGGUGUCGCUUCUCAUCGGGGCCCCAAGCUGAAUGCUCUAGAAGCCUUGGUACUGUUUAUAAACCCAGCCUGGUAGCUGGUGCCAGGGCGGGAAGUACGCUCCGGGAGAUGGAUGGAGGCUUCUUCCUGUGCUCCUGUCCUAGUGCCCUGCUGUCCCUAGCAGGCUGCUCUGGGCAGAGCAGCUGCUGAGAAACCCGACCCAGACCAUAUGGCAGCGACCUGGCUGCUGGGAUGCUUGCCAUCCGUCCUGGGUGACAGGACUCUUGGACAUCUGCAGGGGCCACAGAGCCCCCUGGCUCUGGCUGGACCAUCGCGGCCAGCUCCCCCUCAGUGCACCCCUCUUUUGGUCUCGGGUUUGGGCCUGUUCUAGUACAAACUGCUGAGUGUGCUGCGAGACCCUGCACGAGGUGGGAGCUCAGGGCCAUGUCGACAGUGCCCAAGGGCCACUUACCGUGGAGUCCCUGGAAAGUCACGGCUCCCCAACAGGAGCUCUGAAAAUUCUGGUAGCCCCUGGGCCAAACUCCAGCCCAGCCCAUUGUACCAGGAGGCCUUAGGUCAUGCUGUAGUACUGGUACCCCCAAGUCCCAGGUGCUUUUUGGGGCCCCCCAGGACACUGCUCUUGCUCCCCAGGGCCUUGUGCCCCAAGUGGCCAGGUAGCCACCAAAUGGGCUGGAUCCCUGGGGCUCCGGCCUCUGGGCUUGUGGGGUGGCCUUUCUGUGUCUUGCAGGCUUCUUUUGGGGCUCAGGGCCUGAGUCAGCCGCCUGUGUCUCCUCCUGCCACGUGGGCCAUCAGCCAGUCCCGUGGAAGUCCCAUUCUGCCUCCGGCUUUCAUUUAGUCCAGGCCAGCAGCAGGACUGAACACAGCAGGUCCCAGGGCCUGGCUGGCCUGGCUCCCAGGGAUUGCUUUCCACCGGUGGGGACCUGCCAUGCCCAGGUGUCAGCUGUUAACAUGGUGAUGAGCUUCCGAGUGUCGGACCUGCAGAUGCUGCUGGGCUUCGUGGGCCGCAGCAAGAGUGGGCUGAAGCACGAGCUGGUGACCAGGGCCUUGCAGCUGGUGCAAUUCGACUGCAGCCCGGAGCUCUUCAAGAAGAUCAAAGAGCUGUACGAGACACGCUAUGCCAAGAAGAGCGUGGAGCCCGGCCCUCAGGCGCCGCGGCCCCUGGACCCCCUGGCCCUGCACCCCAUGCCCAGGACUCCCCUGUCAGGACCCACCGUGGACUACCCCGUGCUAUACGGGAAGUACUUGAACGGACUCGGACGCCUGCCCACCAAGGCCCUUAAGCCAGAGGUGCGUCUGGUGAAGCUGCCCUUCUUCAACAUGCUGGACGAGUUGCUGAAGCCCACCGAGUUGGUCCCACAGAGUGCAGAGAAGCUGCAGGAGAGUCCGUGCGUCUUCGCGCUGACGCCCAGGCAGGUGGAGAUGAUCCGCAACUCCAGAGAGCUGCAGCCGGGAGUGAAAGCCGUGCAGGUGGUGCUGAGGAUCUGUUACUCUGACACCAGCUGUCCACAGGAAGAUCAGUACCCACCCAACAUCGCUGUGAAGGUUAACCACAGCUACUGCUCAGUGCCGGGCUACUACCCCUCCAACAAGCCUGGUGUGGAACCCAAGAGACCCUGCCGACCCAUCAACCUCACCCACCUCAUGUAUCUGUCCUCGGCCACCAACCGCAUCACUGUCACCUGGGGUAACUAUGGCAAGAGCUACUCCGUGGCCUUGUACCUGGUGCGGCAGCUGACCUCCUCAGACCUGCUGCAGCGGUUGAAGACCAUCGGUGUAAAGCACCCAGAGCUCUGCAAGGCACUGGUCAAGGAGAAGCUUCGCCUAGACCCCGACAGUGAGAUCGCCACUACUGGAGUGCGAGUGUCCCUCAUCUGCCCAUUGGUGAAGAUGCGGCUGUCGGUUCCCUGCCGAGCGGAGACCUGCGCACACCUGCAGUGUUUCGACGCCGUCUUCUACCUGCAGAUGAACGAGAAGAAGCCCACGUGGAUGUGCCCUGUGUGUGACAAGCCGGCUGCCUAUGACCAGCUGAUCAUAGAUGGGCUGCUGUCGAAGAUUCUGAGUGAGUGUGAGGACGCGGACGAGAUCGAGUUCCUGGCCGAAGGCUCCUGGCGCCCAAUCCGUGCGGAGAAGGAGCCGAGCUGCAGCCCCCAGGGCCCCAUCCUGGUGCUCGGCACCUCGGACGCCAACGGGCUGCCGCCGGCCUCCAGCACCCCCGGCGUGGGGGGCAGCGUGGGCGGCGCGCCGGGCGGCGCGGGCGGCGGGACGGGGGCGGCGGGCGGCCCGGAGAACGGGAAACCUGGCGCCGACGUGGUGGACCUCACACUGGACAGCUCGUCAUCCUCGGAGGACGACGACGAGGACGAGGACGAGGACGAGGACGAGGACGAGGGCCCCCGGCCGAAGCGCCGCUGCCCGUUCCAGAAGGGCCUGGUGCCCGCCUGCUGACGCGCCGGCCUCCCGCCCGCCCCUCCCCGGCUCCCGGCUCCCGAACCUCCGGACUCUCCUCUUGGGGGAUAAAAACAGUCAAGUGACAAAAAUGAGAAAAUACAAAACGAGAAAAGCGAGAGCGCACCAACACUUCCGCCGGCCGCAGCCCCCGCGCCCGGGCCGGCCUGGCCCCGCGGGGCGCAGGGACCUCGGACACUGGACGGCGCCGGCCCGGCCCCGGCGCGCAGUCGAGAAGCCAUGGUGGGGCGGCGGCCGGGGACAGCGGCCACAAUGUGCAAUAACGUGGUGUCGCGGACCCGCGUGGCGUGGGGGGUGUCGUUUUCUAGCCAGCUACCUCGGUAACUCCAAUUCAGGUUCACUUCCCCACGGGGCGGCCCCGCCGCGGGCUCGGGGCUCCUCGGCCGCCUCCUACCCCCGGGAGCCUCGCUCUUCCACCGCCCGCCGCCCUCCCCACCGACCCUGUCAGGAAGCAAUACCGGUCCGGUCCGGAGUGGGCGGCCUGGCGGUGUCACCGCAUGAACUCGCCGGGAGGCCGGGGCCCUGGCCAGCCGCGCGGCACUCUUUUCUAAUAUUUGUAUUCUAAUUUAAUUGUUUUUUAAAAAUGCAAAUAAAAAAAAAAAACAAGAGUA
Messenger RNA from Peromyscus californicus insignis, 4663 nucleotides. RefSeq names its product protein inhibitor of activated STAT 4 (gene Pias4). The coding region runs from base 2535 to 4031 and encodes 498 amino acids. Lineage: Eukaryota; Metazoa; Chordata; Mammalia; Rodentia; Cricetidae. Gene Ontology annotation, molecular function: SUMO ligase activity; zinc ion binding; transcription coregulator activity. The record is from RefSeq and is a predicted model, not a curated record. The transcript is spliced from 11 exons. Gene Ontology annotation, biological process: protein sumoylation; regulation of transcription by RNA polymerase II.